Messenger RNA from Microtus ochrogaster (prairie vole), 2808 nucleotides. RefSeq names its product VPS52 subunit of GARP complex (gene Vps52). Gene Ontology annotation, molecular function: syntaxin binding. The record is from RefSeq and is a predicted model, not a curated record. NCBI's taxonomy places the organism in Eukaryota, Metazoa, Chordata, Mammalia, Rodentia, Cricetidae. Gene Ontology annotation, biological process: endocytic recycling; retrograde transport, endosome to Golgi; lysosomal transport. Gene Ontology annotation, cellular component: GARP complex.
GGGCAGGAUUGUGUUCGUUUGAGGCGAUCGCCUUCCUUCGCUUUCGCACUUGGCCGAAGUGAUCUGAGUCUCACAGGGGAGACUGGAGUUAAUCACGUUAGCUCAAAUAUCACGGAACUUUUUUUUUUUGCGCCAGACAAGACGUUCUGGGACUUGUGGUUUUUGCUUCUGAAAACGGACUCCUAGCCUGACAGCCGACGGAAGUGAGGCUGCGGGGGAAUGGCCGCGGCGGCGACCAUGGCGGCUGCUGCCCGCGAGCUGGUGUUGCGGGCCGGGGCCUCAGAUAUGGAGGAGGAGGAGGGCCCGCUGGGGGGUGCUUCUGGACUCCAAGAGCCCCUGCAGCUUGGGGAGCUGGAUAUCACCUCUGAUGAAUUCAUCCUGGAUGAAGUGGAUGUUCACAUCCAAGCAAAUCUGGAGGAUGAGUUAGUGAAGGAAGCUCUCAAGACGGGUGUGGAUCUGCGACACUAUUCGAAGCAGGUGGAGCUGGAGCUGCAGCAGAUUGAGCAAAAGUCCAUCCGGGACUAUAUCCAAGAGAGUGAAAACAUUGCGUCUCUGCACAAUCAGAUCACAGCCUGCGACGCUGUCCUGGAGCGCAUGGAGCAGAUGCUGGGAGCUUUCCAGAGUGACCUCAGCUCCAUCAGCUCCGAGAUCCGGACCCUGCAGGAGCAGUCAGGAGCCAUGAACAUCCGACUUCGUAACCGACAAGCAGUGCGGGGGAAACUUGGGGAACUUGUAGAUGGGCUAGUGGUGCCCUCUGCUCUGGUCACAGCAAUUCUGGAAGCUCCAGUGACAGAGCCCAGGUUCCUGGAGCAGCUGCAGGAGCUGGACGCCAAGGCAGCUGCGGUCAGAGAGCAGGAGGCGAGAGGCACAGCUGCCUGUGCAGAUGUCAGGGGCGUGCUAGACCGGCUGCGGGUCAAGGCAGUGACAAAGAUCCGCGAGUUCAUCCUUCAGAAGAUUUAUUCCUUCCGCAAGCCAAUGACCAACUAUCAGAUCCCCCAGACAGCCCUGCUGAAAUACAGGUUCUUCUACCAGUUCCUGUUGGGCAAUGAGCGAGCAACAGCAGAGGAGAUCAGGGAUGAGUAUGUGGAGACACUGAGCAAGAUCUACCUGUCUUACUUCCGCUCCUACCUGGGGCGGCUCAUGAAAGUGCAGUACGAGGAGGUUGCUGAGAAAGACGAUCUAAUGGGUGUGGAAGACACAGCAAAGAAAGGAUUCUUCUCGAAGCCGUCCCUCCGAAGCAGGAACACCAUCUUCACCCUGGGCACCCGGGGUUCUGUCAUCUCCCCCACUGAACUUGAGGCCCCCAUCCUGGUGCCCCAUACUGCUCAGCGUGGAGAACAGAGGUAUCCGUUCGAAGCUCUCUUCCGCAGCCAGCACUACGCCCUCCUCGACAAUUCUUGCCGUGAAUAUCUUUUCAUCUGUGAAUUUUUUGUUGUAUCUGGCCCAGCUGCACAUGACCUAUUCCACACUGUCAUGGGUCGCACACUUGCCAUGACCCUGAAACACCUGGAAUCCUACCUAGCCGACUGCUACGACGCCAUUGCCGUUUUUCUCUGCAUCCACAUUGUUCUCCGAUUCCGCAACAUUGCAGCCAAGAGGGACGUGCCUGCUCUGGACAGGUACUGGGAGCAGGUGCUUGCCUUGCUGUGGCCUCGGUUUGAGCUGAUCCUGGAGAUGAAUGUCCAGAGCGUCCGCAGCACCGACCCCCAGCGCCUCGGGGGGCUGGACACUCGGCCCCACUAUAUCACACGCCGCUAUGCUGAGUUCUCCUCUGCACUGGUCAGCAUCAACCAGACCAUCCCCAAUGAACGCACCCUGCAGCUGCUGGGACAGCUACAGGUGGAGGUGGAGAAUUUUGUCCUCCGAGUGGCUGCAGAGUUCUCCUCCAGGAAGGAGCAGCUUGUGUUUCUGAUCAACAACUACGACAUGAUGCUGGGUGUGCUGAUGGAGCGGGCUGCCGACGACAGCAAAGAGGUGGAGAGUUUCCAGCAGCUGCUCAAUGCUCGGACACAGGAAUUCAUUGAGGAGUUGCUAUCUCCUCCCUUCGGGGGUCUGGUGGCAUUUGUGAAGGAGGCUGAGGCUUUGAUUGAGCGUGGACAGGCUGAGCGCCUUCGAGGAGAAGAAGCCCGAGUCACUCAGCUGAUCCGUGGCUUUGGUGGCUCCUGGAAGGCGUCGGUGGAGUCUCUGAGUCAGGAUGUCAUGCGGAGUUUCACCAACUUUAGAAAUGGAACCAGCAUCAUCCAGGGGGCACUGACCCAGCUGAUCCAGCUCUACCAUCGCUUCCACCGGGUGCUGGCGCAGCCGCAGCUCCGAGCGCUGCCAGCCAGGGCCGAGCUCAUCAAUAUUCAUCACCUCAUGGUGGAGCUCAAGAAACACAAGCCCAACUUCUGACUUGGUCCCCGGGCUGACAGCUCCCAUGGACUCUGCACCGCACACAGUGUCACCUGGGUCCCCUUCCCCCUCCUGUUGUCUCUGAGGCUUCCACACUCCUCCCCCAGCCUCCAUUGAGGACUCUGCCUCAAGAGAGUGUGCCCAAGUCGCUUCUUCCUGGACUUCCUGGACCUUUACCAUUUCCCCAUCCCUGUCACCUCCGCCCCUGAUGGGUCGCACCUGUGAAAGCUUCCACUGCUUCUGCCAUUGCGGCUCAGCUCUUAAGACAGAGCUGUGGAGGCUGCCUCUGCUCUCCUGUAACUUGGUGGACCCUUGGUCUCCUCUUGAACACUAACCCAUCACCUCCUGGCUGGAGCUCAGUCUCUCUGUCUGUUGUCUGUCUGUCUGUAGGCAAUAAUAAGUGCUAAUGUGCCGACA